This is a messenger RNA of Truncatella angustata, 4546 nucleotides long. RefSeq lists its product as uncharacterized. Bases 103 to 4437 code for a protein of 1444 amino acids. NCBI's taxonomy places the organism in Eukaryota, Fungi, Ascomycota, Sordariomycetes, Amphisphaeriales, Sporocadaceae. The record is from RefSeq and is a predicted model, not a curated record. The transcript has a single exon.
AGAGCCACCCAAAGAAGAGGACAAGCCCCCGAGGAUGAUUUCCUUUCCAUUAGCACUUCUAAAAAGGACAAGAAGAAGAAGAAGAAGGGUGUUGCUGAGGAGAUGCCGCCGCCUCCGCCGCUUAUUGAACCUGAACCUGAACCUGAACCGGAACCGGAGCCAGUCCCCGAGCCAGAGCCUGAGAAGCCUGCUGAGGAUAGUUUUUGGGGGUCAAUCAGUACUUCUAAGAAGGACAAGAAGAAGAAGAAAAAAGGUGCCGUUGAAGAGGAACCUCCCAAAGCUCCUACACCUCCCCCACCGCCGGCUGAGCCUGAACCUGAGCCUGAGCCUGUGAUUGAAGAGAAGCCUGCCGAGGACGACAUCUGGGGUCUCUCGUCUAGCAAAAAGGACAAGAAAAAGAAGAAGAAGGGUACUGCCGAGUCUGUUCUGCCAGAACCAGAACCGGAACCGGAGCCAGCACCUGAGUUAGACCCGGAACCGGUUGUGGAAGAGAAGCCUGCAGAUGACGAUAUUUGGGGAUUUUCAGCGAGUAAGAAGGACAAGAAGAAAAAGAAAAAGGGUAUCACCGAGGAGCCCGACCCUGAACCUCUACCAUCCCCAGCGCCACCUGCUCCCGAACUAGAACUUGAAGCUGAUAUUUGGGGCACUUCAACUUCGAAGAAGGAUAAGAAAAAAAAGAAAGCUGACAUUUGGGACGACCCGGACCCGGAACUGGAACUGGAGCCGGAACCUGUGCCAGAACCUGAAACGCAGCCAGCUCCUAUGGUAGAGGAGAGCAGCGCUUGGAGUUUCUGGGGUGCUACCAAAAAGACCAAGAAGAAGGAGCCCGAGCCUUUACCCUCGCCGCCACCAGCCGUUCCAGAAGCCCCAGAAGUCGAUGAGGGAGGUGGCUUCUGGUCAAGUUUUGGUACUAGUAAGAAGGAUAAGAAGAAGAAGAAUGUCGACGGUAGUAUUAAACCUGAUUCAGUCGAGGAGCCCAAGAUCGAGGAAUCCUUGGCUUUAACCAAGAGUAAGUUCAGCUGGAGAAACGAGCCGAUCGAAGUCGACGGAUCGCACGUCAACGGCGUCAAGCCAGACUCCGUCUCAUCGACCAUGGACAGCAAAGUCGACGACGAUGACUGGCUUUGGAACAGCAAAGACAAAAAGAAAUCCAAGAAGAAUGCAUUGGCUGAUCCUCCCCCUCCAGCACCUACCCCUCCGUCCAUGGACUUGGACGAACCUGUUCCAGAACAGGGACUCGAGACGAAUAUCUGGGACGACGCUCCCACCUCCAAGAAAUCCAAGUCGAAAGAUAAAGACAAGGACAAGGACAAGGACAAAGACGAUAAGAAGAGCAAGGAGAAAGAGCCCAAAUUGAGCAAGAAGGAACUUGAGAAGCUUGAGAAAGAGAAAAAGAAGGCUGAGAAGGAACGAGCCAAGCAGGAGGCAAAGGAGGCCAAGGACGCCGAAGAGAAGGCCCAACGUGAAGCUGAGGAACAAGCCCAACGUGAGGCUGAGGAGCAAGCCGCCCGAGAAGCGGAAGAGGAGGCUCAACGGAUUGCAGAUGAGUUAGCUGCCAAGGAGGCCGAGGAGCAAGCGGAGCGUGACCGCUUGGAUGCCGAAGCUGCAGAGAUUGCUCAGGAGGAAGAAGAGCUUGCUGCUUUGACAGCUAAACAGAGCAAGCGCAAGCUCACGAAAAAGGAUCAAGAGAAAUUCAACCGCCUCACUGAGAAAGCGAAUCUUCGUAACGAAGCUAAUACUUCUAAAGAAGCAGAGGAUUUGGCAGCACAAGAAGCGAAGGAGGCCGAAGAACAGGCUAUUCGAGAAGCUGCAGAAGCUGCAGAAGCUGAAGAACAAGCUGCCCGAGAGGCUGCAGAGGCCGAAGAGCAAGCUGCAUUGGCAGCUGAAGAACAAGCUGAGCGUGAGCGACUUGAAGCUGACGAAGCUGCUGCCGCCAAGAAAAAAUCCAAGAAAAGUUCGAAGGAUGACAAGAAAUUACCGAAGUCCAAGUCCAGCAAGGAGAAAAAGGCAAAGGAACCCGAGCCUGAGCCCGAGCCCGAGCCGGAACCUGCACCUGAACCCGAAAUCACGAAAGUCGACGAUCUUUUGGAUCUGGACGGUAUCGAAUUGGACGAUGCCCAAAUUGAUGAGCUCUUAUCCCCGGAGCCCAAGGAUAAAUCCGGCGGAUUCGAUUUCUGGGGCACGAGCUCCUCAAAGAAGAAAGGUUCGUCCCCUCUGAGCCAAUCACAUCAUUCCCCAGACGUGCGUUUGCUGCACCCCGGAUUGCCAGGACUGACCAAUCUUUCGGCAGGAUCCGAGAUUAAAGAUGCUGAGUCAAGCCAGAUUCUGGAAGAUACCAUGGUCGAGGAGGAUACAUUCAUGGCCUUCGCGCCCAUGAAGAAGAGUAAGAAGAGCAGUAAGAUUUCUGACAAGCUCAAAGCGUUUGAGCCAACAACGGAAGUUGACCUCAUUGACGCUCUUCCGGCUCCUCCGCCUCCGCCACCCGAGGCUCCGGUAGAAUUUGGCAGAAAGAAGACUAAAUCCAAAUACAAGGACAUAGACUUUUUGGAAGACGACUACUUCUCCCACAAGAAGAGCAAAAAAGCCGACAUACCAGGGAGCUUUCCUCUUGACGACGAAGCUGCGCCCGAAGCUCUGCCGGCCGCGGAGGCUGAGCCUGAAGUACUUGAUGACGAGGACGAGAUAAUUGAAGUCAUUGAGAUGCCGCAAAAGAAGAGCAAGAAGAGCAGUAAGAAGUCACGCGAAGUCCCGCCUGAGGUUCCUCCUCCACCUCCAGCCGUUCCCGACGCGCCGAUGUCUCCUCCUAUCGAACUCAAGCCUGCAAAGAAGGAGCGCGCCAAGAUCAACCGUGACGGCGGUUCGUCAUGGGGAGCCUGGUCUGCUACACCCAAGAAAGAAGAGCGUAAACAUUCUAAGACCACCAAGUCUGAAGAUAAGCGCUCAAGGCCGGACAAAAAGGAGCGCGAGGAGAAAACGUCGUCCAAAGGCUCUUCUUCCGAUAAAACAGAACGACCCAAGGUUGAAAAGGCUUCUUCGAAUCUGUUCACACCUCGCAUGACGAGCGUGUUCAAUAGCACUCCCCCAAUCUCACGCUCCAUAUCGACUCGUGAGAGGCGUUCUAGCAAGUCAGGCUCACGUCACCACUCUGUGGAAAUGUCAGGCGGGCUCAUGUCCCCUCCAUCUGAGGACAUGCCUGAGAUGUCUUCAAAAGCAGCAAAGAUCCUAGGUGUGGGUCAGAAAAGUAGUCGCAAGAGCAAAUCACGUCGCACGGCUGAUGACGAUGAUAUAGUCAUGGUCAAUGCAGCUGAUGCCACACCCAGCCCUGAGAAGUCAUCACGCAGGAAGGCAAGGUCAAAGUUGGCAGAGGAUGACGUGGUUAUGGUUGAUGCGGAUGAUGCCACUCCUCUCAAGCGGGCAAACUCGAGUGCCAAGAAGGGUAUCUCUGGGCUCUUCGGCGGGUUCAAGUCCAACACACCCAAGUCCGAUCUGCGCCCGGAACCUCGUCGUCGCCGCACAUAUCACGGUACUGAAGACGAUGGCGCUCGGCCUGGUAAGAGACCUAGACGCUCUAACCGUGAGAGCGACGCUGAGGGUAUAGAUCCCGAGGCGGAAGCUCGUCGGGCUGCUCGGCGUGCCAGACGCACAGAUGAUAAGGCUGCGGAGGAGGAUGCCCGCGUAGCAAAGGAGGAGGCCCGCCGCGAGCGUCGCAAACGCCAAGAGGAAGUGGAUGAGGCUCGCAGACAAACCGAGCGUGAAGCUCGACGCGCUGAACGUCGUACUGCUAGGAAGGCAGAAGAAGAACGUCUUGCCUCCGAGGCAGAUGCAGCUCGGGAAGUGGCACGUGCUGAACGUCAUCGUUUGCGCAGAGAAGCCGCCGCCGCUGCUACUGCUGCUGAGGAGACCGAGGCAGAGCCGAGGCGUUCUACACGAGAAGACCGACACAGAUCUCGCGCAGGCGGUGAUUUAGAGGACGAUGAAGCACGAAGACGGCGUCGCGAAGCUCGACGUGCUGCGCGUAUUGCCGAGGAAGAGAAGACUAGCCGCCGGCGAUCCACACCACCAGACGAGUAUGUCUAUACACCCGGGCCCCAGGACAGCAGUAAGAAGCGACCAGCUUGGCCACAUUCUGGCACAUCUUCCUGGGUGAAGGAGACUUCGGACGCGGGUCCGCCACCUGAGGAUGGCCCAUCUACUGAUGCUCCAUUCCCAACAGAUGAGGAUGAAGCUCGCCGUGCGGCAAGACGAGCUCGUCGUCGAUCGAGAUAUGAAGAUGGCAGUGCUGAUAUGGAGGACGACCAAAGACGUCGCCGCGCACGUCGUGAAGAACGAGAACGUCAUCGUGGUGGCUCCGACGGGAGUGGUGAGAAACGAGAACCCGUCUUCAUGGAUACGACACCUCGCAGUAGCUGGUGGAGGAAAUUGACAGGUGGUGCAUGAGUGAUGAGUUUUUAUGUCUUGUUGGAUAUGUGUUGGACUUUUGGACAUUCUUUCCAACAUUUUUGUCACUUUGUUUUGGGCAGCGAUUGGGCAGUUAGAAUGUGGGAUA